CCCAACACUAAAAUCGCAACUAAAUAAGAUUCGAUUCAUCUUCUUCCAGCUUCGAAUUCCACGCACCAAAGGCAAAGACACAAAGCCACGGCUUUUCUCUCUUGUCGUUUUCCACAUACAUUCGUCUUUUCAUAGGAUCAAUCUAAUAUCACGAUCUAUACUUUCUCUGUUUACAUUCUCGUUUCCGAGGAGAAAAGUCUCGAUCUUCUGGAUCUGGGGUUUGGUUUGGUUUGGGGUUGACUCGGUUUUGACUCGGGACAAGUCGUCUCGUGAGAUGGAUGUCUCUCGUUUAUUAGUAUCUCUUUGAGAGUCUGUCUUUCUGGGUUCAAUAGAUUCUUAUAGUUUCGCUUAGAAACACGCACAAAAAGAUGUCGUUGAAGCAUCAUCACAGAGGAUUAGAGCUCUCUGCUUCGAAGAGUUUUGUCUCAAAGAAAUGGACUUUAUUUCUCUGUAUCGGUUUCUUCUGCGCAGGAAUUCUCUUCUCCGACAGAAUGUGGCCAGAGCCUGAAUCCAAUGUUGUAUCAAGGGACACAGUAGCAUCAGAUGAACGGCUGCGGUUAGAGUCUGAGGACUGUGAUUCAUCAAAAAAGGGUUUAAAGCGUGAAUCGAAAGACAUCCUUGGAGAUGUUUACAAGAGUCCAGAUGCAAUUCAAACGCUUGAUAAAACGAUUUCAAAGCUGGAAACAGAACUGGCCGAUGCAAGAGCUGCGCAAGAAUCUAUCAUGAAUGGUUCACCAGUUUCUGAUGACUUUAAGCUCCCUGAAACUGUCACUAAAAGAAAGUAUCUGAUGGUUGUUGGUGUUAAUACUGCGUUUAGCAGCAGAAAGCGCAGGGAUUCAGUCCGUGCUACUUGGAUGCCUCCCGGUGAGGAGAGAAAGAAGCUCGAGGAAGAGAAAGGGAUCGUGAUGCGGUUUGUGAUAGGCCAUAGUUCUACUCCCGGUGGAAUUCUUGAUAGAGCGAUUCAGGCUGAAGAAAGUAAACAUGGAGACUUCUUGAGGCUGGAUCAUGUUGAAGGUUAUCUCGAGCUGUCAGCAAAGACUAAAACUUACUUUACCACGGCUUUUGCAAUGUGGGAUGCAGACUUCUACGUCAAAGUCGAUGAUGAUGUGCAUGUAAAUAUAGCCACGCUUGGAGCAGAAUUAGCAAGAUACCGGAUGAAGCCCCGAGUGUACAUUGGUUGCAUGAAAUCUGGACCUGUUCUUGCUCAGAAAGGAGUGAGAUAUCAUGAACCCGAAUACUGGAAAUUUGGAGAAGAGGGUAACAAAUACUUCCGCCAUGCCACAGGUCAGCUCUAUGCAAUAUCCAGGGAGUUGGCGUCUUACAUAUCGAUAAACCAAAACGUACUUCACAAAUAUGUGAAUGAAGAUGUCUCUUUAGGAUCAUGGUUUCUUGGAUUAGAUGUGGAGCAUGUAGAUGACCGUAGGCUAUGUUGUGGUACAACAGAUUGUGAGUGGAAGGCGCAGGCGGGCAACAUCUGUGUUGCCUCGUUCGAUUGGAGCUGCAGUGGGAUUUGUAGAUCAGCGGAUAGGAUGAAGGAUGUUCAUCGUAGGUGUGGAGAAGGUGAAAAGGCCCUUCUGGCUGCAUCUUUCUGAACACAAUAACUAAAGAAACACAUUGAGGAAGAAGAGUACAGAGACAAAUCCGCUCGACAGUCUACACUUGGUAGUAUAGACACACAGUCAAACUCUCUCUAUAUAUGUAUGUAUGUAUGUAUGUAUGUAUGUAUCUUGUGAACUGAGAUGAGAAGGGUGCUUUUUGCCCUCCUUUCUUGUUUCUUUAUGCUUUUCUCAAUUCUCUGAAGGUCUGGAGUUCUUUGCACACAGAAAAUGCAGAUUUUAGCUGCAAAGGCGGACUCCAUGAGUGCACCUUCAGAGUCAUUUCAUUGAGGCGUUUUCUCUGCCUUUUGAGCUUUUCUUCUUCAUUUCUUUUUGGAUUUUGCCUAUUUUGUUCAUUUUUUCCUUUGCCAUGAUUGUGGUGAAACAUGGGUUGUUUAUGUGUGUACUUGAAACACAAAACUAGUCAAUAAAGAUUAGACCAUAUGAGAAGAAAUUCAGAAGCUUAAUAAAAACUUUUCUUGGUUAAGAGGAAUGUGUACACAAUGAUUUCUGGCAGGUAUAUUCCACUUGCGGGAGAUGCUUAGUUCAGCAAUUGAGUGUUUUGGAAAGAGUCAGGUGAAUCAUUUGGGAUGUCCACUAGCAUGUAACAGAUGAACAAUGCUAAGAUCUCUAUACAUGAGGAUCAUA
This is a messenger RNA of Arabidopsis thaliana (thale cress), 2243 nucleotides long. RefSeq names its product Galactosyltransferase family protein. Lineage: Eukaryota; Viridiplantae; Streptophyta; Magnoliopsida; Brassicales; Brassicaceae. Bases 369 to 1592 code for a protein of 407 amino acids. Gene Ontology annotation, biological process: glycoprotein biosynthetic process. The transcript has 11 exons. Gene Ontology annotation, molecular function: hexosyltransferase activity. The record is from RefSeq and is marked reviewed. Gene Ontology annotation, cellular component: membrane; Golgi membrane.